This is a messenger RNA of Medicago truncatula (barrel medic), 1662 nucleotides long. RefSeq names its product homeobox-leucine zipper protein ATHB-6. Gene Ontology annotation, biological process: positive regulation of DNA-templated transcription. Gene Ontology annotation, molecular function: DNA-binding transcription factor activity, RNA polymerase II-specific; sequence-specific DNA binding. The coding region runs from base 392 to 1300 and encodes 302 amino acids. The transcript is spliced from 3 exons. NCBI's taxonomy places the organism in Eukaryota, Viridiplantae, Streptophyta, Magnoliopsida, Fabales, Fabaceae. The record is from RefSeq and is a predicted model, not a curated record. Gene Ontology annotation, cellular component: nucleus.
AACCCCGCUGGUUCACAUCUUUUGCUCUAAUCAAUCUCCCUCCAUCCCCACUUUAUAUUUCAUUUCAUAGUCUUAUAAUUUCAUUUACUACUAUACCAUAAUAAUAAUAAUAAUAAUUUUACUGUGUUAAAAGAAGGAUAAGAUAAGAGAACAUUGAGAUUUGUGUUUUUUUGUUAAUUAUUGUUUAUAGUAUUGAAGUAAGUUUAUUAGUUUAAUUGUGGGAUUUUUCCUAUGUGUAUGAAUUGUUUGAUGGAUGAAGUAGGAGAAGUUGUGAAAAAACAUGAACAUGUGAAAAAAAAUUCACUAACGUUGUUAAUAAGGAUCAAAGGAGUAGCUACUACUGGUACUAGCUAGUUUCUUCUAUAUUUUAUAUAAGAUCCUAUUUUCACUCAUGAAGAGACUCAACAACACUUCAGAUUCUUCUUCAACACCUCUCAUCACAAUCUCUCCAUCAACAGAGGAACAUAGUCCAAGGAACAAACAUGUGUAUGGUAUGGAGUUUCAAUCAAUGAUGUUGGAUGGAUUUGAAGAAGAAGGAUGUGUUGAAGAAACUGGUCAUCAUUCUGAGAAGAAACGUAGACUAAGAGUGGAUCAAGUUAAGGCUUUGGAGAAAAACUUUGAGGUAGAAAACAAGCUUGAACCUGAAAGGAAAGAGAAGCUUGCCAUUGAACUUGGGUUGCAGCCUAGACAAGUAGCUGUUUGGUUCCAAAACAGGAGAGCAAGAUGGAAGACUAAACAGUUGGAAAGAGAUUAUGGUGUUCUUAAAGCUAAUUAUGAUGCUCUUAAGCUCAAGUUUGAUGCAAUUGCUCAAGAUAACAAAGCUUUUCACAAGGAGAUUAAGGAAUUGAAAUCAAAGCUUGGAGAAGAAGAAAAAAGCACAAUCAAUGUUUUGGUGAAGGAGGAGUUAACCAUGCUUGAAUCUUGUGAUGAAGACAAGCAUAACCCAUCUUCAGAAACAUCAAAUCCUAGUUCAGAAUCCAAAGAUCACUUGGAUUAUGACUGCAUAAUCAACAACAAUGAUGUUGGUAUUGGUGAAACUUCUUCACUCUUUCCGGUAGACCUGAAAGACGGUUCUUCAGACAGCGACUCUAGUGCAAUUUCUUCAUCCGGGGUCCUUCAAAGUCAGCAGCACCUUUUGUUGUCUCCUGAAUCUUCCUCCAUGAAUUGUUUCCAGUACCAGAAAUCUUAUCAUGUGAAGAUGGAGGAGCACAAUUUCUUAAGUGCGGAUGAGGCGUGCAACUUUUUCUCCGACGAGCAAGCACCAACCCUACAAUGGUACUGUCCUGACCAGUGGAGUUAAAAUUAAAAGCAACAAAAAGGUUAAGGGUUUUAAUGUGAAAAGAAAUAAUUUCUCAAAGAGAUGUUGCAAGGUUUUUAUGGAACAAGUUAUAUAACUCUACAUCUUUGUAAAAAAAAAUGGCUGGUUUGGUUGCUUUGUGGUUUUAAUCUUGGACAUCAAAGGUAGCAAAACUAUGACUGAGUUGUUGCAUGUGAAGAAAGAACAGAAGGGUUGGGGAAAGCUGCUUGUGGCAGCUAGAAGGAUGGUUUGGGGAUUAAGGUUGAUUAUGGCUCUGGUAUGAUAUGAAUAAUUACUAAGUGGUAAUAAUGAAAAUCCAUGCUGUACAUUUUUUUUUUUUAAUUCAAGCAUCAAAAUUUGCUUUA